This is a messenger RNA of Cordyceps militaris CM01, 1788 nucleotides long. RefSeq names its product Cell division/GTP binding protein. The record is from RefSeq and is a predicted model, not a curated record. Gene Ontology annotation, molecular function: GTP binding. NCBI's taxonomy places the organism in Eukaryota, Fungi, Ascomycota, Sordariomycetes, Hypocreales, Cordycipitaceae. The transcript has 3 exons. Bases 1 to 1788 code for a protein of 595 amino acids.
AUGCGACCGGUCCCGAGCCCGCGGGCGUCUGUUGGCGCACUCCGCGACUACACCCACUCGGCAACCAGCCAAUCCCUCGAGACCAGUAGCUGUUUCUUAGUCACUGAGGCAGAUAUGGAUCUCAAGUUGGAUACCGACAGUAUAGUCCCCCGCGGUCGCUCCAUCAUUAAAUGUGAACCUGUCGUGCAAAGAAACGCCUUGCCGUCGCCGAUGGCAUCCUCGCCAGUCGUCGGUUCAGAGAAGGACACUGUGGCCGAGUUCUCCGCUCCAAAUACACCACAUAUGUAUGGUCUAUCGCGCCCAGAGUCAUCGUUAUCGUUUCUGUCGUCACCACGAAAUCUCUCCAGCUCUUCGUCUGCCGUUGACCGCGACGGCUCCAUUGAAGACGCCAUUAUUACCCAGCAGCACAUGGAAACGUACCGGGAUCUGCCCCCGAGCAGCGCAGGGAGCCCUGUACCACAACUUAUUAUGCCAAACCUCCUCAUUCCUCGUCGUCGUCCUUUUACCACUGUUGGUCGGUCGCUGGGAAAGUUACGACUACUUGUAUUGGGAUCUCCAGGUACUGGCAAAACUUCCAUAAUUCGCUCCAUAUACCAAUGUUGUGAACAUAUCGUGCACAUUGACGCUGUAAAUACUCACUUCAGUGGGCCAGUGUUGGAAACCCAUGCCAGUACGCGUCCAUAUCAAUGGUGGCAAACAGAGAUCCCAUCCGAGACGCUCCGACGGAGAUCGUCCACUUCUGUUGAGGACAUUCUGGACAGGAAUAUUUGCUUUCUAGACUUUACGCCCCAAAGCCCUAUAAGCACACGCCAUGCCUUCGACUUUCUCGAGUCAACUUUGGCUCCGCUAUUGGAAAAGCAAAUGGCCGACGCCGACUUAAUUUCGCUCCUAAGCAACGGCAAUGAACCAAUAGUGCACGCAGUAUUAUACAUGCUGCCAUCAACCGGCCUGACGAAAACGGAUGUGGACGCAUUAACCCGUCUCCAGGCCGUUACGAACAUCAUCCCGCUACUUGCGCGUUCCGACGAGCUCGACGAGCCAGCCAUCGAGGACUGCAAGCAGUAUCUACGAAACGAAAUAGACGACGGGGGCAUCGACGUUUUCUCUUUUACCCUUUUAGACGGAAUGAACGAUCAUACGGGCAUUUUUGCCGUAUCCAACGCCACUCAAACAGAUAACGAUAUCAUGGAUGCAAGCAUUCUCAUGAACUCCGCUUACAUUAAACCGCUGCUGCCAACGGACCUUGAUGCCCUUGUUGAGAGUAUAUUUUCGUUGGAAGGGGCAUCACGCCUCAGGUACUCCGCAGCCGCCAAAGCUGUCAAGUGGGCACAUGAACAGCAUCGAUACCAUCCGUCUGAUUGGGCUCUGACACGGCGCACGUUAAAAUCUGGCUCGACCGUCACAGUACUAGACCCGUUUUUCCAGAUGAGAGAUUGGCGGCGGGUGGAAAUUUGGAGCUGGGCACAGAGCCUGCGACAUAGCCUGGACUCCGAGCGUAUCCUGCACUCCACCACCUCCAACGAGCUCAUUGCGCGAGCCUCGGGCACCGUAGCACGACGCGCUGGUCACCACAGGGGCGAUCGUAAGCGAUGGCAUACACGCCAUACUUACGACCAGGAUCCCCUGGGGUUGGUAAGAUUGGCGGCGCAGGUAAAGAACACAAGCGCAUUUGCUGUUGAGCUUAUUGGUGGCAUCGGGGUUGUCGGAUAUCUUGCGCUCUGUCUGAUGAAGCCUGAUCUCGCGGAUCGAAACGUUCGACUAUUUUCGCCGUCUUUCUUCGCCGUUUAG